AUGCAGCGCCCCUCCGAGUCCCUACGUGACUACAUCAAAAGGUACUUUGCUAACCGUAAUACAAGUACAGAAGUUGAUGGCAGGGAUGUGAUCUACCACUUCCACCAAGGCCUCCAUAGCAUCGAACUACGGAGGAAGAUGUUUGAAAACAAUCCCAAGACCGUCUCCGACAUGAUGGCUGUCGUCAACAAGCACGCCGACAUGGAGGACGCCGAGCAUGCACAUCGCCGCCACAAGGACCGCCGUGACCCCCACGAUCGCCCUCGCCAAAGGGACGACGACUCAGCCCGUCCAGCUGGCGAUCGUCCUCCACGACACGGCAAGAACCGCGACCGCGCCGAGUCGUCCAAGGCUCGCGAGCGCAAACGCGGCCCCGACAACACCAUCGCCAUCACCGAUCGGCGCGUGGAAGAACGGGUGGUCAACAUCAUCUUUGGAGGCUCCAGUGCGGCAUCCUGCAAGCACAGCAUCAAGCUGCACAACCGCGACGUCAACUCGGUGUUCAGGCACCCGGUUGAGCCCCUUCGUUGGUCCGAGAUCCCCAUCACCUUCGACCGACGCGAUGACUGGGUACACCUAUCUAGGCCGGGUGCUUAUCCCCUUGUGGUGAACCCGGUGAUCCUCCAGAUUCGUCUGGCCAAGGUGCUUAUUGAUGGGGGCAGCGUCCUCAACAUCAUCUUCGCCAAGACCCUAGAGGACAUGGCGUUCGACAUGACCAAGCUGGUCCCUUCGGACCAGGCCUUCUACGGCAUCAUCCCCAGUGCUGGUUCGACUCCGGUCGGCAAGGUCACCCUCCCAGUCACCUUCGGCACUCGGGACAGCUACCACACAGAGUCCAUCAUCUUCGAGGUGGCGCUGUUCGAGACUUCCUACCAUGCCAUACUGGGGAGACCAGCUCUCGCCAAGUUCAUGGCGAUCCUGAACCACACGUAUCUUCUCUUGAAGAUGCUGGCUCCCAACGGAGUCCUCUCCAUCCACAGCGACAUCCAGACAUCUCACUCCUGCGAGAUGGAGAACAUCAACACUGCAGAAACCUUGGAGAGAAGCAGCAACCAGGCCUAG
Messenger RNA from Panicum virgatum (switchgrass), 1062 nucleotides. RefSeq lists its product as uncharacterized. The record is from RefSeq and is a predicted model, not a curated record. Bases 1 to 1062 code for a protein of 353 amino acids. NCBI's taxonomy places the organism in Eukaryota, Viridiplantae, Streptophyta, Magnoliopsida, Poales, Poaceae. The transcript has 2 exons.